CUUUGUGCAUUGCAGUUGCAGCACCAGCACCCGCGCCGCGGCCAAUGAGCGGGGGCAGGCGGGCCAUUGAGGCCAUUCUCUCCACCUUUGCAACUGGUGGUGAUCUGCCCGUCCGCGGCUUUUGUGGGACGAGCAUGGAUUCUGUCUGUCUGUCUCUGUUCACAUCUCCAUCUACAUACAGCCUCCUCUUCUACCUACAGACACAGCGCCUAUCUGACCAGCAGCUCCCUCCAGCUUUGCCCCCGGCUCGACUCGACUCGACUCGGAUCGGAUCACUGCGCCGGUAUAUAUAGCUCACGAUACAUGCUCCUUCACCCACAUAGGCGCGUACGUACAUGGGACAUGGCAAUCCAGGGCGAAGAAUACCGAACGAUAACGUAGGCCCUUUUUCUCUCUCCCUCUCUCUUUCUGUGUGUGUGUGUAUGCGUCUAGGUAUGUAGGCGCUGAUGACGCUUCCCCCCCCCCCCCCCCCCCCC
Messenger RNA from Periconia digitata, 476 nucleotides. NCBI's taxonomy places the organism in Eukaryota, Fungi, Ascomycota, Dothideomycetes, Pleosporales, Periconiaceae. The record is from the annotation of a GenBank genome assembly.